Molecule: messenger RNA, 3958 nt
Organism: Botrytis cinerea B05.10
Lineage: Eukaryota; Fungi; Ascomycota; Leotiomycetes; Helotiales; Sclerotiniaceae
Exons: 3
Coding region: 84-2834 (916 amino acids)
Source: RefSeq, a predicted model, not a curated record
GUUUCGAAGUUCAUUCAUCUGCUUCAGCUUUUACUUGCAUUGCAGAGAAGUUUGGUUUGAAGGAAAUUUCAUCAAAGCUGAUCAUGGUGGAAUACGCAAACAUGAUUGGCGGACUAGCCACUCCAACGCGUGAUGGCAAUGACCAUCAUCGGGGUGUGUUAACAGAUGCAAGCUCUCGCAUGAAUAGGCAACGCACCAACAGCUUCAGCACGAAACAACAAUACCAAUGCCUUUCACCAGAUUCCUUUACCACUCCUGAUUGUAAGGGAUUCAAUACUGAUUAUUAUCUUGAAACUGCUGGCAGAUCAUCUCAAUCUCCUCAUAGAAGAUUGAGACGCGACACCAGCACCAGAACACUGCGCAGUCUUGCUCGUUAUCAACAAACUCGAAGAGAUCACAAUCAAUACGACACAAUUCCAUACACGCCUUCAAAACUUUCUAAGGUAAUGAUUGCUGAGUACGAGCUCGACAUUUCAGACAUUGACACACCUUUUGCAACAAUGCCUACCAGACUGUCGCUCAAUAAGAAAUUGCCGCCUAAGCCGAUUUUCCGCCUCGAAACCUCGCCCGAGCGCCGUGGUUUACUGGAUGCGACCGAUCUCAGUUCAUCUUCUUUGCAAUUUCCUAUCCUUCAACCAAAACCCGUUGUUAAAGAAUCCGCGGUUAAAGACUUUUCUCUCACGGACUCUGUUGCUGCAGAAUCUCAUACUCAGGAUUCCGCUUUUGUUGUUACACCCUCAUUCUCCUACAAUUCGGACACCGAUUCGGUUUUUGAAGUUGGCACCGCUCAGAUUGGCACUGCUUACGGCACCUCGACAAAUUCACAGCUGUUGACUCCUCCAGAAGACCAAAAUAUGGCUGUCCCACGGGUUCGUGAGACAAAUGCUAGUAUCAAGCGUCUCCAAUUUAAUCAAGCCAAACUGGCCAAUACACCUGAAACAGCCGCAGCAAAAGACCACGGUCUCGAAGUUCCCAGCGGAAACAAUUUUUCUGCAUCUCCAGGUCACAUUGCUUCCAUGAAGGAUAAUGGGAGUCCCUUGCCAAAAAAUCAGCGUCGUAGCCGAUCCAGCUUAAUAAAUGAUGAAAGCAGCUCCCCGAUGGCCGUCAAUAAUGUCAUUUCCCGUUUUUCGACUCAUCAGAAAACUCAUUUAUCCACAGAUAUUGAUAACAGCGACAAGGCUUCCGUCAGAAGUGUGAUUGACGUUAACAGCAAUGAUGGUUUAACCGAACUUUCAACCCAGGUUGUUAUUGAUAGCUCUGAUGGCGUAACAGAAGGUGCUGAUCAAGAUAUCUCCAACCAAGAUCUCGCUGAAGACAUCACUGACAAUCCGCAUGAAGUCACUGAUCAAGAUGACCUUGCUCAAGCCACUGGCGGUCCUACUAACCAAGAACUCAUCCAAGUCGCUGUCAAUACCCCCAUUCAAGCAAUCGCCCAUGGUGGUUCGAUUGACCGGUCUGAGAGCCAAACAACUAUAGGUCGAAAGAGAGGAAUGUCGUUGCUUCCUUCCACGCGCUUUGCUAGGAAUGCCGAUAGGAUUGUUCUGGGCACAUCGCCACCUUAUUCCAAGGUCAGCACUCGUCUUUAUAUCGACGAGUUUCCCGAGGAUAUUGAGCAAUCAAAUACCGUUCUUGAAAAGAUUGCUAAAAAAACGACACCAGCAGCAAGGCCAAAGGGACUUAGCGCUGCUACCUCGAAGUUCAGCAAACGCAAGUCAUCUCUGCCAGAUUCUCCAGAAAACAAAACCAUUAAGCCGGCCGAACUCACUGUAGAGAAGAGACAAUCGCUGGCAGACCGUCUGUCAAAGCCAACUGCCUCUUCCACAGCCCGUGCCAAGGCAAAUGCGAAGCCCCGCAAGCCAACGCCUGCUCCAAAGCCAAGUGCGAUGUCUUCUGUUAAGAAUGCUGGAAGAGGUCUCAAGAGUCGCCUUUCCGGAAUGAUGCGAAAUCGUCGUACAUCAGAAGUGGUUGUUAUGGACUUACCCAAUUCCGCCCCCGGCAGUGCCCCGGAACGCACAAUUGCUCAGCGCAAUAUUCCUACUGUUGUUUUGGAAAAUGCACCUGAAGUUCCAUCUUUUGAAAAUGACCGCGACGUUGGCGAGGAGUUCGCGUCGUUCUACAGUGAAAUAACCUAUCUUACGGAGCAAGUCAGUCAAGUUAGUCAAGCUGGGUACACCACCAACGAUUCAACUGUCCGAAGCAAAUUUGUUAGUUCUCAGGUUGUUGAUACUUCUAACGAAGCUGCCGAGUCAACCGCGGAGAUGGUCAAUUAUUCUACAUCAGUUGCACAGAAUUCUGCGAUGUCCACUGCUCAAGUCGAUGCAAUUUUCAGAGAGCAAGAUGCAUCACCCUCAGAUUCUGUUAUUGAACACCGAAUCCAAACUUUGUCAUUGAGCGCACCUAGACGUACUCCUCCAUCAGUCCCAAAUGCAUAUGCUCAAGCUCAAGGAAAUGGUCAAAAUAGCGUCCAAGUUACUGCUGGAGAUGGUGCAUCAGAUCCACCACGCGAAGAGAGCGGCAAUGACGGCCAUGCGUAUGAGCAACCCCUACCACGACACGUCGAGGAGUCGCUUGCUGAAAUCAAGAGCACGCUUGAUUCUAUUCGACAUGCCCUUACCGUUGAACGAGACCCAGCUCAACAGAUCGUUCUCGCCGGCUGUGCAGUAUUUCUUACACACAAAGUUCAAGCUAUCAACAAUAAUCAAAAGCUCCGGUUGCUUUUACAACAAGCCCAGGAUGUAAUGAUGCUUGACGCUUCAGUUGAGGCUUUAGCAGCUAAGAGAACUCUAAGACAAUUGGGUCAUCGAGUCGAAGCCGCGAUCAUCAAUCAUAACUAGAAAUCAUAACUAGAAAUUUGAUGUACCUGCUGCUGUCGCCUCUUAAAUACCUCUCAACUUGUCAGCUUUACGUCUCUUUGCCUUCCUCAACCACCAAAAAAAACUCAUUUUCCGGUCCAGCUUAUUGCAGGAUAAUUGUCGCUUCUAUUCUCCCAGUGCUUUCCUUACCAGUCUUUGCUCGUUUCAAUAACUCUUGUAUGCAUUUGAAAACAGCUCUUUCGCUUCUUCUCUAGGAUACUACAUUUGAAUCAGAAGACUCAACAGCUUCAAUUCAAGCUUGGGAAUUUUUGUAGGAUUACAUUGAAUAACUCCACUCUACUACUUCUUCUUCGAUCUCUUUUCCCACAUACAGCUCAACGCACAACUUAUUUUCUUUUCUUUUCUUUCUUUUGUAUUACGGUUCUUGCGAUAUUCGAUCAUAUUUUGUUGUUUUACUGUUCAUGGUACAACGACGAGCGAAUUCUUUUGCUUCUAGUCUUUCAUCUACGCACUCUGGUCUUACUGCACAUGUUCUCACUCGUCUUUUCGAGAGUGGGAAUAGACAAAGUAGGAGAGAUGAAAGGCUUGGUGGCGUAAAGGAUGGGAUGGGGUAUUACUUUUCGAAUAGUUUUUGCUAUGACUAUUGAGGUUUCAUCUCGAGGUUUCUUUCCAAGAGAAAGGAGUCUUAGGGGUGAGAUUGAAAUAGUUGGUUUUUAUUUACGGAUGAAUGGAUGGAUGGAUGGACGGACGGACGGGUGGAUAAAACGAAAUAUUGAUUUCUCUUCACAACAGCUAAAACUUUGUCUUCACUUAAUUCCUCAGGAGGAACUAGGGACAAAAGAAGUUAUUCAGUCAGUUGACGUUCUUUCUUAGGGUUAUGAGGACUUGGGUUUGCGUGAUGGAGGAAUGGUUAAUCUGCUACGAUGAUUAUGAACGAAAUAAUGGAUAUGAAGGAAUGAUCACUUACGGAAAUAAUACUGAUGGAUAGGUAUGAAAUUGAAUAAUCGAAGGAAUGAAUACUCACAACCAGAAAACUUUCGGGGGAUUUCUUCUAUUGUAUCGUAGAGAGCAGCUUCUUAAAUAGGUAGAUAGGUAGAUAGGUAGAUAGUCUCCAGCGAAUGAAAUAUCAAUGGGGAAAUAAACUA